CAUCGAACCCCGACGAACACACGACUUGAGUUGUUUAUCGAUAAAAACGCAAACAAUUUUGCCAAGAAGGUACGCCGAUUUCGUCGUCGACCACAGAAAACAGCUCCCCGUUUCUCCAGCUCUCAGUUAAUAGCUAAGGUUAGAGAAAAUGGUCCCGUAGGAACAAGCGUUAUUACGAUUCAAGCACAAGAUACGAACAAUGGGUACGCUGGGAAAAUUAAAUACUCGAUGGAAGCGUCCCAGAAUUUACUCAGUCAGUCGUUCUUUGGGAUCGAUCCUAACACGGGAUUAAUAAAAACUUCAGCUUCUUUAGAUCGUGAAAAGAUGCCGACGCACUAUUUUCGUAUCAAAGCCGAAUACGAACAAGAAAGAUCGUUGUAUGCUGAAGCAGAUCUGACCAUCUAUGUCGAUAAUGUAAACGACAACGCGCCGAACUUCGAAUCAUCCUCCUACAGCAAAGUCAUACCAGAGGAUAUUUUUAUCGGAGAGACGGUCCUUGAUGUGCGGGCACGCGAUUUAGAUACAGGUUCCAAUGCAGAUAUCCGUUACAACAUCAUUAAUAAUAGUGGUGUUAACAGUGCAUUUGCAAUUGGUCAAAGUAGUGGUUCAAUAACUGUAGACAAACAUCUGGAUCGAGAAACUGUACAGCAAUACUCCCUUACUGUCCAGGCAAGUGAUAGUGCAUCCCCUCCUAAAACAGACCAGGCCACUGUGCGAAUUACUGUUACUGAUGUCAAUGACUGUGUUCCUCAGUUUUUAAAGAGAGAAUACUCCAAAAAGAUUCCUGAAAACAUCAAAACAGGGGAGCUAGUUUUGACUGUAAGUGCAUCAGAUGAGGACCUUGGCACCAAUGGUGAAGUCACCUACAGUUUUAGCAGUGGUAAUGACCAGGAACUUUUUUCUAUCAAUCAUCUUAAUGGUCAGAUCAAAGUAAACAAGAAACUUGAUUAUGAGUACAUUCCAGUGCAUACACUUUUUGUGAUGGCUCAAGACAAAGGUGAAUCGCCAAAUUACAACGAAACCUCAGUGGAGAUAUACCUUAUUGAUGUCAAUGACAAUGCACCUCAGUUUGUGAAUUCUGAUUUUCAAGAAAUGGUCUCGGAACGUGAGAGUGUAGGACACACCUUUACUCGUGUUACUGCAUUUGACGCAGAUGAUGGUACAAACCAACAGAUCAUUUACAGUUUAGUGGAGUCCAAUUUACCAUUUGGUAUUAACAGCCAAACUGGGGACUUGUACCUUACCAGAAAAUUAGACAGAGAGACAGUGAAUCAAUAUGUAUUUCACGUCAAGGCUGAAGAUAAGGGCAGGCCCCCUAUGAGCAGCCAAACUAAAGUGACUGUCAAUGUGGGAGACAUAAAUGACAAUCCUCCAAGAUUUUCAAAAUCCAUUUAUUUUGGAUCAGUGGAGGAGAAUGCUAAAUUUGGAACAACCAUUGUUCAGGUGACAGCUACCGACCCUGACCUUGGGCAGACUACCAUCUUUUACAGUCUCCAGAUGUCUAUCCCUAGUCAAAGACGAUGCUUUCGAAUUUCUGGUAAUGGUGUUAUAACAUUAUCAUGUAGACUGGACUUUAGCAAGACUAGAUUCUACUCGUUAACAGUAAAAGCUAGAGACAGUCAAUUGGAAAGCUCUGCAGGCGUGCGCAUUAAUGUAACUGAUUCUAACACUCACAAGCCCAUUUUCCAACAACGUAUUUAUAGACAAAGGAUCAGUGAGGCUACCGCAGUUGGUGGAAGGGUUCUUAUUGUCAAGGCAACUGAUGGUGACCAAGGAUUGAAUGCUAAACUGACCUAUGCAAUUGAACAAUCUCUGCAAAACUUUAAAAUCAAUUCUAAAACUGGCGAGAUUACUGUGUUGAGCCUUUUAGAUCGUGAAACAACUUCACAGUACAGGUUUGAAGUGAGUGCAACUGAUCAUGGUAAUCCACCAUUUAAAGGAACUGCUAAUGUACAUAUUACAGUAACAGAUGUAAAUGACAACAAACCAAGAUUUUUACAGUCCAACUAUGAAAAAUCCAUUCUGGAAAGUGUACGGCCUGGAACACGAGUUUUGGAAGUCUCUGCAGUUGAUGAUGAUGAGGGUUCAAAUAAAGCCAUUAUCUACUCAUUUGCAAAAAAUGGUGAUGGAGGUGGUGCUUUUCAAAUUGACAGCAAUCAGGGAGUCAUCAGAACUUUGCUGUCACUUGAUCGUGAAACAAUUCCCGAAUAUGAACUGACUGUGGUUGCUGCUGACAAAGGCAGACCAUCAAUGAAAUCAACUGUGAAAGUCAAGAUAACACUGGAAGAUGUUCGUGACAGUAAACCGAAAUUUGAAAAGGAUCCGUACGUAGUGUUCCUUGCUGAAGAUGUGAGAAUGCGUUCCAAUGUGGUCACCGUUAAAGCAGUGUCCCAAGACCUUGUUCAAGGUGGUGAGAUUUUUUACAGCAUUGUGUCUGGCAAUGAUCCAUUAACAUUUGUCAUUCAGAGAAAUGGUGUGAUUAUGACCAAGAGAUUGUUAGAUUAUGAAACAAAACCUGAGUAUAUUCUAAAGGUGCGGGCAACAUCAUCGCCAUUCUUUGUUGAAACAAUUGUCAAUGUGACACUGAAAGAUGUAAAUGAUAACUCGCCUGUACUUCAGGAUUUCUUUGUUGUCAUUAAUGUUCGAGAUGAAAGCUCUACUACGCCACCAAAGUUUAAAAUACCUGCAUAUGACCCUGAUGUUUCUGACUGUCUUACAUAUGAAAUCAGCCAAAUAUCACAAGGAGAUUGGGACAUGUCUUUGAACAGAACGACAGGUUAUCUUGAGGUCAAUCCCAAAGUCUUAGUCAACAUGUUAGUAAGGCCAGUCCAACUUAAGGUUAAAGUUUCUGAUGGAAGGAAUAGCCUUCCCGCCAAUGGUAAAAUUUUUGCAACAUUGGUGACACCUCAAAUGCUCAACAACCCUUGCGAACUGAAUUCCCACUUUACCCUGGAUGUCCAUGAUGUCACUAUCAAAGAAUUCUUUGAUAAAUCCUAUGAGGGUCUUGUGAGGGGAAUUGCUUCUGCUGUGAAUUGUGGGGACUACCAGGUCAGAUUGUUUAAUAUAGAAUCAAGGAUAAUCAAGGCAAAGCCACCACUUGAGGAUGAUAUUUCUAAUCUCAAGCUCUGGGUGGCUGUUUAUAAAAAUGAUCACUUUAACUUUUAUAGUCCUUUGUAUGUGAGAGACAUGGUGUACAUAAAUAUGGUGCAGAUUUCCAAAAUGGCAAAAGUCACUCUCCUUCCUUUCAAAGAUGGCUUAUGUGUUGAAGAAAUAUGCAACUUCCCCCUACCAACAUCCAGAAAGAGCUGCUUGUCAUACACUGAUUAUACUGACAAAUCCAACACCUACAGCUCAUUAAAGGUGGUCUUCCGCUCAGUUGGAGUGCAAACUAAUUACAGAUGCCCCUGUGCUACUGACUAUCGAGGAGAAAGUUGUGACACAGGUUUAAACUUGUGCUACUCCAAUCCUUGUGGAAACAAUGGGAAGUGUGUGAGUGUAGAGGAAGGCUACUCUUGUAUAUGCAAUCCAGGAAGAACUGGUGUAAACUGUGAGAUUGACAUGUCAAAGAGCAAGUGUCCUAUAGACUCAAAAGCAACAGAAUAUCAUCUAAAUGCAAAUCCAUGCCAUAGUGAUGGUGGUUGUAAAAAUGUUCUUGGAAGUGGGUUCACCUGUCAGUGCAAAGAUCCAAGUGAAGUUGAUGGGUCACUGUGCCAACUGACAAUGCGCAGUUUUGAAAAAGGAUCAUUUGUUGCCUUUCCAGCAUUGAAACAAAGAUGGCGUUUGCACAUACAGAUGGAGUUUACCACCACUAAGCACAGUGGGCUUUUGCUCUUCAAUGGACGAUAUGAUGGAAAACAUGACUUUAUUGCAGUGGAAGUGUGGCAAGGACAAGUUCGGUUCAGGUUUUCACUGUUUUCCCAUGAAGUCAUUGUUACAUCAAAUGUAAAUGGUGGUGUCAUUGAUGGCAAUUGGCAUAAAGUAGAAGUGGCAUUUCAGAACAGGACUGGCAUUAUCAUUGUUGAUGGCUGUAAACUUGCAGUGGCAGUGAAUUUUGGGACCAAAGCUGCCUCCUUCCCAUGUGCCGCAGCACAGCAACUUCAAAUUAAAGAUGAAUCUGAAAAUUACAGCUCCUUGGAUCUGACUGGCCCUCUUCUUCUCGGUGGGCUUGUGCAGCUACCAGUUGAAUUCCCAGUCCUCUACAAACAUUUUACUGGCUGCAUCAGGAAUGUUUACAUCGAUCACAAGUUCUUAGACCUCAGUCAGCCAUUGUACAACAACGGAACCAGUGCUAAAUGUAAAGCAAUGGGCAACACGUGCGCAUAUAAACCUUGCGAGCGAGGCACGUAUUUUAACAUACUUGGUUCUCGCCGGUGUUACUGUCCCACUGGGUUUGAUGGAAGUCGCUGUGAAACAGGUGUGAAAUACACUAAGAGAUUCUUAGGACAGACUUUUAUGAGGGUGCCUGCCAACUCAAGGGUGAAUCUUCCGUGGAGUGUUUCAAUGAGAUUCCGCACAGCCAAGCCUUCAGGAACUCUGCUUGAAACCUCUUUUUCGUCAUCAUCUUCGGUAUUAGAGUUGGUUGAUGGUAAACUGUCGUACAACUACAAAGGGCUGUUAGUUCUCCAAUUGCCUCACAUAGCCGUGAAUGAUACCCAGUGGCAUCACAUCGAGAUCCUCUGGACAGAUUCUUCCCUUAACAUAACAAUGGACUAUAUCUACAAAGUUUCUGCAGAUGCAUCCAGUGGAAAAGACCUUGGAGUUGCCAGACAGUUUUUCAUGGGAGCGAGGAAGAAUUCUACCAAGUCUGCAGUGUAUGGUAGAUUUAGAGGCUGUAUACAAGGGGUUUUUGUCGGGAGCACUGAGAUCAACAUGAACUCUGGAGUCAAUCACAAAACAGCAUCUGGUUGUGAAGAGAAAAUGGGAAGCCACUGCUCAUCGAACCCUUGUCCAGACUUCAGCACGUGCCAAGAGGAAUUCGACUCCUACAAAUGCAUAUGUCCCGUAGGUUACGUUGGUAAACACUGCCUGCGCGUAUGUUCUCUUAAGCCAUGCAGACAUGGCAAAUGUGAAAGUACAAACCAUGGAAAGGGAUUCCGAUGUGUUUGUCCUCAACAGUACACUGGAUGUCCUGCUAUUGUGGUCGGGGUUUCCGCUGGCUUAGCGAACAAGGGCUACGGAAACCAGAGAUUCCGCUGGAUGUCGACAGAUGGAACAAUUAUCUGGACGUUUACGAUUCCGAUCAUCAUCAUUGUCGCGCUCAACACUCUCGUCUUUAUCAUGGCAUUGUUCACUUCACUUCAAAAACAAUCAAGGAAGAGACGUCGCCGGCAUCACCACCAUCACCAUGACGACGAACAAUCUAACUUGACUGCCGGAUUACGAGCCACAGCCGGUCUUCUUCCCCUGAUAGGAGUAUCUUUCGCGUUCGCCAUUUUGAUGGUGAAUGAAGAUUUGGAAACCUUUCACUAUGUCUUUGCUGCCUUCACUUUCAGCCAGGGCCUGUUUAUACUAGUGUUUUAUCUCCUAUUGGACAAGACGGUUCGGAAAGAGUUCAAGAAUGUGUACAUGCGCUGGAAGACUAAAGACAAGACAUAUGGGAUACAGAAACCCACCCAGCAUUUUGAGCCAAUUCCUUUGAACCAUUUUAAGAAUGACUUAUGGCUUGCAGAAACUGUACAUUAUGUUUAUGGAAAAUCGCCAAAGGCCAAGUACCCUGAUAAUCCUGAACUCGAGCGAGCCAGGAAAAUAUGGGAACAGACCGAUAAGUCAGAGGUGAGCACCACCCAACAAGAAUCAUCUUCCGAAGAGGAAGACGAGCGGCCUUCAUCGCCUGGUCUUCCAUCUGAUUCCUCCGACUCUGAAGAUGACCAAGUUCCGAGUGAAAAUGGAUGGCCAAAAGAUAACUCCAAGGAAGAAACGUCGAAAAGGUUAGAAAAAUAGUUAGAAAAAUACAGUCCUUCCUUCAAAGCCGUCCCCGAGAUUAUACAGGACAAGGGGGUGUCAGGUUCGGCUGCCACCUCCGAUACGACUCCAUCUGUGGACAACAGCUUGAAAAAGAAGCCUCUGAAGUCAGCCCUCAAGAAACCGAAGAAUCCUAUUCCUAUUCAUGUCAUGGAAGAGCUUAAUGAUGACGAUGACGAUGAUAAAUCACUCAGCUCCUUGGAUCUGACAGGCCCUCUUCUUCUCGGUGGGCUCGUGCAGCUACCAGUUAAAUUCCCAGUCCUCUACAAACAUUUUACUGGCUGCAUCAGAAAUGUUUACAUCAAUCACGAGUUCUUGGACCUCAGUCAGCGAUUGUACAACAACGGGAUCAGUGCUAAAUGUAAAGCAAUGGGCAACACGUGCGCAUAUAAACCUUGCGGGCGAGGCACGUGUUUUAACAUACUUGGUUCUCGCCGGUGUGACUGCCCAACUGGGUUUGAUGGAAGUCGCUGUGAAACAGGUAUUGAAUUUUUUUUACGGAUAUGUAAGUGA
Molecule: messenger RNA, 6474 nt
Organism: Pocillopora verrucosa
Lineage: Eukaryota; Metazoa; Cnidaria; Anthozoa; Scleractinia; Pocilloporidae
Source: RefSeq, a predicted model, not a curated record